Cladocopium goreaui is the source of this 1011-nucleotide messenger RNA. NCBI's taxonomy places the organism in Eukaryota, Dinophyceae, Suessiales, Symbiodiniaceae. The record is from the annotation of a GenBank genome assembly.
AUGGCCCCCUGCCCCGGCUGGUUUGGCGCCGCGGUGUCGGAUGCCACGGCGAAAUCACCAGAGCUGCCAGCGUUUCCGUUUCCAGCAACGCUGGCCAAGGUGGUAGAGGAGCAUGUGAGCAAAGCUGUGGCGGCAAGGACGCAUGCCCUGCAAAGCAUUCGCGAGGCCACGGGAGCCGACGUCUAUGACGCGACACUAAAGCGGUUCCAAUCGAUGACUCUGGAGGCUGACUUCGAGUUUGACACAGGAUCCUAUCCCCUUCGCGAAGCACUGCUUGAAAGUUGCGGCUUUCCGAAGGACACGGAGCUCACGAGACUGCAUCUCCAUCCCGGUGCCAAGGAUCUGCUGCUGCGGCGCCUCACGGUCUCGACCGUGGACGGCGCCAACGGCGCCUUCCACGGCGCCUUCGACCGCUUCGUGCGCCAGGUCUGUGCCGAGGCCCUGGCGCGGCGGGCGGCGGAGGCAUGGCCAGGCUUGGACAGCAUCUACUACCAAGCAUUUCCCUGUUUGCGCAUCGUGCAGCCUGGAGAAUUCUCUAUUGGGCCACAUGCUGAUGUUGCUUAUGGACACCAUCCCUGCAGCAUGAACUUCUAUGUGCCCCUCACUCCCAUCAGCAAGACGUCUUCAUUGUUUCUGGAAAGCCGCAGUGGAGCAGCCGAUUGGCAUCCCAUUCUGGGGGACUAUGGUCAAGUGAAACACUUUGCAGGUGCUCUAUGUGCUCACUGGACCACAGAAAACAACACAGAAUGGACCAGGGUUUCCCUGGAUGUGCGAUUAAUUUGUGGGCCCACGUUUCAUGCACUGAAGUUUGCAGAUGGGAGCCAGGACCUCAAGGCUAAGCCCGGCUACUACCUCCAGUGCUUCCGGGGCCCCGGUGGCUGGCAGCGCUUCGAGCCGUUGCCGCGGCCGGAUGCGCGCUUCGGAUUUCCUUGGACGGUCAAGGAUUGGGAUAAGAGGCAGCGAAAGGCCAUGGAGAAGAUCCAUCAGAGAGAAACCAAGGAGUUGGAAUGA